GGGCCCGACGGCGGGCGGAGCGGCCGAUCAGCUGUUGCGAGCGCCGCACAACAACAAAAGGACCUGGACGGGCCGGCCUGCGCGCAGCACCAGGAGCGCUGGAGCCGGCUCCGCGCCCGCCGUCCGGGGACCCGAGCGAGGCGCAGCCCAGCCCGGCCGCCGCUACCUCAGCAGCCCCGCGCCCUCCCCCGCCGAGCCGGCGGCCGCUUCCCUCGCGCAUCCCCGCGGCGGCUCGGGCCCACGGAUAAUGACUCUUCUUGCUGUUCACCUAAAUUGAAUAAGCACCCUGUGCACUUUAAUCUCCUGUCGGUACCCUCGGGCCAACUGAAGACAAGACUUUGAAAUCUCAGCUAUAAAGACACCCAGCCAAAGUCUCAAUCUUGCCUUAACAAUGUUCCAGAGGCUGAAUAAAAUGUUUGUGGGUGAAGUCAAUACUUCUUCCAACCAAGAACCAGAAUUUAGUGAGAAAGAAGAUGAUGAGUGGAUUCUUGUUGACUUCAUAGACACUUGCACUGGCUUCUCAGCGGAAGAAGAAGAAGACGAUGAUGACGGCAUCAGUGAAGAGUCACCUACUGAGCACCCUUCAGUCUUUUCCUGUUUACCUGCAUCUCUUGAAUGCUUGGCUGAUCCAAGUGAUUCCUGCUUCCUCCAGUUUGAGUCCUGUCCAAUGGAGGAGAGCUGGUUUAUCACCCCUCCCCCGUGUUUUACUGCAGGUGGAUUAACCACUAUCAAGGUGGAAACAAGUCCUAUGGAAAACCUUCUCAUCGAACAUCCCAGCAUGUCUGUCUAUGCUGUGCAUAACUCCUGCCCUGGUCUCAGUGAGGCCAACUGCGGGCCUGAUGAACUUCAUAGCCCAAGUAGUCCCAGGGCCAGGAAAAGCUGCUUAUAGGACUCUCGGGCACAGAAGUGGAAGCUCAAAAUGAAGUGGGGCAGCACAUUCAUUGCUAUGUUGCAGCUCUUACUGCUCACACAACUUUUCUGGAACAACCCAAGAGCUUUCGCCCUUCGCAGUGGAUAAAAGAACAUAGUGAAAGACAGUCUCUUAACAGAAAUAGCCUUCGUCGCCAAAAUCUUACCAGGGAUUGCCACUCUCGGCAAGUCAAGCACAAUGGCUGGGUUGUUCAUCAGCCCUGCCCGCGUCAGUACAAUUACUAAGAAUUUCAAGUUUUGUUGGUUGUUUUCUCUUGGUUUGUGCAUAAGUGUGUGGAUGUGCAUAUUUGUACAAUGAAAAUGUUGUCUCUUUACAGCCAACUGAUGACCAAUCACAUAGUUUUAUUCAGUGUGUUUAGACACUAUCUUGAAAACUAGAUUUAUAUAUGCUGUGUAUCACAUAAUGCCUUGCUCUUAACAGUUACUUUUUUGUAAAUUUUUUCAGACUAUUUUUGGAAACAUAUCAAUACAAUUACAGUGUUUGGUGUUUGGGGAUGUCUUUAAAUCUGUUAAAGUGUACACGAGUUAGCAUUUUAAAGACAUUUCUUCCCAAGUACAAGAAGAGGUAUCUUUCAAUUUCAUUUUAUUUUGUAUUACUUAAUCUUUUGAGUAAGCAAAAAUUUAUUCUCAGGGUCAGCCAUACACUUUAUUGACCAGUACUUGAUAAUCUUUUCUGUAUAUAAUGAAUACAUUUUUACACACUAACAUGAGCAUUAACAGGUGAUAGUUGCCAUGGAUAUAAUGGAAUUAUGGCUGGACUUUCUUUGAAAGAAAACUUGAUAUAUUUCUGUGUGUAUGGGUUUUUUUUUUUUUUUCAGAUUCGUCAUGCAGUUCAUUUUGGAAUUCAGGUACAUUAAGCUUUAGUGAACAGUGCAUUGAGAAAUUCCAAUGUGACUAUGUGACGUGGUACAGACAUUAUAGGUGUCAUGGACAAGAGCACUUGUCUCACAUGCAGAGGGAUUAAAUUAGACCUGUGAAAUUAUAUUUGGAAAAAUUCAUGUCUAUAGCUAACCCAUUAGUCCAGUGUUUAAGUUGUUUUUAUUUCUUCCUGCCAGCUCUGCCUACUCCCCACCUCAUAUCAGCUGUAAAUUCAGAAGUACUUGUCCAGGCACUUGCAUGAUUCAUAUUUAUAUUUGCCCAUGGGAAAGAGGCUUUAUGUUUCCAGAUACAGUGAGAAGUCCUCUGCCAUGGAGUCUGUCCUGCCAAGUGAUAAGCAAGGGUGAGGAGGAAUUUCUGGUCAUGUCUUUCGUAGCGUCUAAGUGAAACAGUGACAGGUUGGCUUCCUUGACUUUUCAUUUUUUUGUUUUAACUUCAGGCAAAGUCUUUAACCACUCUGGCCUCUGUUUCUUCCACCGACAGGGGAGUAAUGAUACCUCCCUCACAGAGCUGUGAGGAUUUAUGCUGAUUUGAAGUGGGGCUGUCCAGAACUGAGCCUUGUAGGAAAUUCCAAGGGCCUUUCUGCUGAAUCUGGCGAUGGAGUGAGGCUGAGGCAAUUUCUCUGCCACAGCUGUUCUUCAGUGUUGGUGCUAAUGAGGCCAGGGUGCAGGGUUCGAUUCACAUGUAGGCCAGUUGACUCAACACAGAGAAAAUCUCUUCCGUACCUCUAGACAGUCACUUCCUUUUUUAGCAGUUGUGAUGGGUUUUGCUGAGCCACCCACACUCUCACCAGUCUCCUCUGAAAUUAAGUAAAUACAUCUACAAUCUGAAGCACUUUCUAGUGACAGAGCAGUAGCAUCAUCUUCGUAAUCAAACAGCUUAUUUUUCCAUCUUCUCUGCAACUAAUUAAAUGAAUACAUCUACACACAUCUGUAAAAUGUUUUCAAGGAAAAAAACAGCAUCUAGUUAUGUAAAGUAUUAUAUUUUUCAGUAACCCUGUAGCAGCGUGAUGCAGGGAACCCUGGAAGACUUUAAGGGAAGAGCUGUGCUCUUUGCCGACCAGACUGGAGCACUGGUAGUUGGAAGAGGUCAGAGGUGUAGCUGGGUGGUGGUUUUGGGUUGUUCUUCCACUGGCUGUGAUGAGUGCCAGGAUGUCUCCUUAGAACAAGUCUCGACGCCCCUUUUCUCCUAAUUGCCCCUUCCGUUUUGACUUUCCCUUUAUUUAUUUGUUUUCUAAUUAGGGGCCAAGUCUGUAAAGUUUUGUCAAACUGAGUUAGAAGUUAUUUUGUUACUACUUGUGUUUACCAGAGUUGGGAGAUAAUGUAGAGCUUUCAUGAAGGUGUGUAUGUUUUACAGCGUGUCUGUUAUAGGGUCAUAGGUUGGUAACUUGAAAAUAGACCAGCUAACUGUCUUCAGGAUGUAAGCCUCCGAAUAUACACGGGGUCUCUUUUUCAUAUAUUGCAUGUAAGUCGUUAGUACCUCACAAGCUACAAAAGUUCAGCCAUGAGAAUUUGUUUGGCAGCAUGAACAGAUUUGUAUAUACAACUGCAAUGGUCUUUUUCUUUCAGAUUUCCUGAUACUUUAAAUACAUUCAUAUCUCUUAUCAGUUAUUGACUUUUUGUUUGCCUUAUCUGGACCUAGUUUUUUAUGCUUUGUACCUUGAAAACAAAAAAUUUCAGUCACUAGGUUAGGAUUACGACACCACCUGUGACAUCAUAAUUGUGGUUUCUGUGUCAGUGUCUACUAAAAUUGGCACACGUAAAAAUUAAAGAAAAUGGUUACAUAAUUCAGUGGAAGUUCUUGGUCAUUAGAUGGUAGGCAUCUACUG
Propithecus coquereli (Coquerel's sifaka) is the source of this 3634-nucleotide messenger RNA. It is a transcript of the gene TP53INP1, whose product is annotated as tumor protein p53 inducible nuclear protein 1. Gene Ontology annotation, cellular component: nucleus; autophagosome. Gene Ontology annotation, biological process: autophagosome assembly; positive regulation of DNA-templated transcription. Bases 392 to 889 code for a protein of 165 amino acids. The record is from RefSeq and is a predicted model, not a curated record. Lineage: Eukaryota; Metazoa; Chordata; Mammalia; Primates; Indriidae. The transcript has 5 exons.